AUGCAGCUCUUCAGCCUCCCCCUCAAUCACGGCGGGGUUGUCACUGGCCGGGUCUUGCUACCCCUGAAUCCCCCUGCAUCCCAGUUCCUACCCCUACGAGUCUGCGUGCAUGGCGGCAGUUACGACUCGGAGUAUUGGGAUGCGGGCUCGUAUUUCAUUACUCAGAUCUCCGAUGCCCUGCACAUUCCUGUCGUCGCUAUUGACCGGCCAGGCUAUGGCGAGACCACCCCCCCCCCCCCCCUGAUUCUCCCGCAACGUAAGAGGUGA
This is a messenger RNA of Penicillium argentinense, 267 nucleotides long. RefSeq lists its product as uncharacterized. The transcript has a single exon. NCBI's taxonomy places the organism in Eukaryota, Fungi, Ascomycota, Eurotiomycetes, Eurotiales, Aspergillaceae. Bases 1 to 267 code for a protein of 88 amino acids. The record is from RefSeq and is a predicted model, not a curated record.